Molecule: messenger RNA, 3560 nt
Organism: Nycticebus coucang (slow loris)
Lineage: Eukaryota; Metazoa; Chordata; Mammalia; Primates; Lorisidae
Gene: LRRC61
Product: leucine rich repeat containing 61
Exons: 2
Coding region: 2305-3078 (257 amino acids)
Biological process (GO): outer dynein arm assembly
Cellular component (GO): cytoplasm
Molecular function (GO): protein binding
Source: RefSeq, a predicted model, not a curated record
CUGGGCUUAAGCGACUUGGCCUCAAUCUUACCCUUGAAGGGGGCAGGGGGGUCAAUAACGUAGCCAGCCAAACUCCUCACAGUAGAAGAGCUCAUUGAGCUGAUGGUCUGUGGAGAACUGCAGGGCCAGGUCCUCAGCCAGUUGAAUGGCUGUACCCACCCUCUGACACUCUGCUCCUCAAAGUGCCUAUGAAUCUGCUCCAGGAAGAUAUGCAGAUAGCGCAGCUGGGGCAAUACCUGGUCCAAAUAAGACUGCACUUGGCUUGCCUCCUGGAUCACCAUUUGGAAGGGCUGCAGGAGUGUGACCAGACUGUCUGCCAGGCUCCAGAACGUGGCUGAUAAAGCAGCACCAGCCUUCCCUAGUAUGAGGAAAAGUAUGAGGUACUUUUCCUCAUACUCCUGAAGGGGCUGCUGCUGCUGCUCCACCAGCCACUCCAGCAGGAGAUAGGGUGAGACCCAGUGGUGUGAGAGAUCCUCAAAGGGCUGGUGGGCCCCACUGGUGCUGGAGCUGUGCAAAGUGCAUCUGGGCCUCCACAGAGCCUUGGAAAUGACUGAAGACGGCCUUGGCCAUAUCCAAGAUGAUCUGUAUGCUAUGAUGGUGACAUAGAAAGUUCCUCACUAGAGAUUCAAGGCAGUGGGCAAAACAGGGGAUGUGGAUAUAGCCUUCGCCCUUGGCUGCUCACUCCAGGCUGGGGCAGCCACUUGACACCAGGAAAACAGUCUACAGGGAGCUGCGGCCCAGCCACAGGCCAGCCUGCUCCAGCACCUCUAGGUGCCUGUCCUCUGCAGCGUUCUCCAAGGGCAGGCCUCCAAUCCAGAGCACUGCUCGUUUCCUCGGGUUAUCUGAUGGCACUGCCUUGCUGCAUCACACACACACCCCACCCCCUCGGUGGGCAGUGAUAGCUAUGUAGUUCACAAGAGAACCCUGGGCCACUGUGGAGACAGUAAGGUGCAUGCAACCUCCCUCAGCCCACUGCAUCUCCUGGAGCACCUGCUCACCCACAGCCUCAUGCAGCGUAGGCAGGGCUUUUUCAGAGAAAAAGGCUGGAGAGGGCAGACGGUAGGUAGCAGGGGUCAACCUGGGCCAUAAACCUCCUGAAGGGCUGGCACGAAACAAAGGAGAGCGGCAAUGCCAGGCUGCAGAGCAACUCUCCGUGGUUCCAGGCCUGUGUGCAGGGCUGACUGGGGGCACAGAUGGUGCCCUGGUUGUCCCAGAUUGCUGUUGGGGAAGCAAGCAGGGGAGGUGGGGCCAGGAACAGUGGCUCAAGCCUGUCCAGGGGUAAUUCCCCACCACUGCCUUCUGAGGGCCUGGCGUCUGGACGGUGUCUUAAAGCUGGGAGCCCCUCAUGGGCAAGGCUGUUGGGAUUGGUGGCUGAGCCCUUCCGUGUUCUCCACUCGCUUCACUCCCACCCUUGGCAGGCUGGAGUUGCCCUUCUUGCGCACUCCAGCCCUUGCUUACUUGCCAAGUGACGGACAAGACCCAAGGUUCAGGACCAUCCCUUAACUUUGCCCUGUUUGACAACAGCAUUACACAGAGUACAGACAACACAGCAGAUAUUCUUGCGGCCAGCUUCAAAGAACUGCCUCAAAUCUGUUGUGGCCUUCGGACCUGUGGUAAUGCAGAGGGCCCAGGGAAUGCAGGAAGGUAUCUAAGCCCUCAAUUUCUGUUUUUAUAGCUCUGACCUACUUUUUCAAGCAGAGGGCCUUCUGGAGGCUCGGCUGGGGCCCUGUCUUCUCCCUCAAGCCUGGAAGCGAAGGCUUCUUCUUCCACUUAUUGAUGUGGUGCACCCCUGUGGCCAGGCAGGGCAUGAGGAUGUCAGCUGACCUUGCCUCCUCAUUCUCACUGGACUGGUCACCACCAGCCUGUCAGGACUGGCCCUCUGUGGGGACUGGGGGAGGGCCUGGACCAGAGCUGCAGUAGAAGAGGCCCAGCUGGAGCUGACAGGGACAGCUGAUAGGGACCUUGGCUUCCUUCCCGCCUGCUCCCCUUCCUUUCUCCAUUCCCGUGACUUCUGCCCCGAUACCUUCUUCUCAGGCUGCACAGGGGGAUCCUGCCCAAGCACAGGUUUGAGGCUACCGACUCCAGGGUGCCCCUUCGGCUUGUUCUGCUCAGGACUAGCCCAGCACUUAGCACAGGAGGGACCUGUUGACCUCAAGCAGGGAACUGGAAAUAGGCCUCUUGGCACUAGCCCAGGAAAAUUAAAGGUGCUUCUUUUGGGGAAAAACACUUGACUGAACCCCAGUGGCACCCACAUCCCUGUGACAGCAUUGCCAGGACCCAGGUCAUCUGCUCUGACAUCGUUUCAUGGAGCCUCUGGGAGAGAAGCCGGGAGAAGCUGGUGGGCUACACAUCACACCCCAACUGCUGAAGUCUCGCACGGGUGAGUUCACCCUGGAGUCCAUCCUGCUGCUGAAGCUGCGUGGUUUGGGGCUGACAGACCUGGGCUGCCUGGGGGAGUGCCUGGGCCUUGAGUGGCUGGACCUCUCAGGCAAUGUGCUCACCCAGCUGGGCCCGUUGGCCUCCUUGCGCCAGCUGGCAGUGCUCAAUGUCUCUAACAAUCGGCUGACAGGGCUGGAGCCACUGGCCGCCUGUGAGAACCUGCAGAGUCUCAAUGCUGCAGGCAACCUGUUGGCCACUCCUGGCCAGCUGCAGUGUCUUGCUGGGCUGCGGUGCCUUGAGCACCUGCGGCUCCAGGACCCUUUGGCCCGGCUCAGCAACCCUCUCUGUGCCAGCCCUACCUACCGGUCUGUGGUCCGGGAGCUGCUGCCUGGCCUGAAGGUCAUCGAUGGUGAGCGUGUGACUGGGCGUGGCAGUGAGCUCUACCAGCUGUGCCGAGACCUGGACAGCUCCUUGCACCCCAGCCCUGGCCCCAUAGCCAUCGAGGCCCAGCCCUGGGUGGAGCCAGAGUACUGGGAGUCUUGGCCCACCCGGAGCAGCUCCAUCCUGGAGGAGGCCUGCCGGCAGUUCCAGAACACCCUGCAAGAGUGUCAGGACCUGGACCACCAAGCCAGUGACAGCCUUGCUCAGGCCCAACAGGCCCUCAGCCCUGCGGGCACUACCUCUUCUUUUGUCUUUUAAAUGUGCCCCAUGGCCUAACACAGCCUGACAGGUGGCUUUGUGGCCUGUGUCUCCCCUCCUUGCCUUUGAACUUGUCUUCAGGGUUCCCCCCCACCAGUCACUGACGCUGCAAACUGGGCUGUUCAUUCAUCUGUCUUGAGAGCAGCCCCAAACCCUCUAAGAACACAUCCAGUGGCCCUGUGUGGUAUAAGGGCCCACAGCCUGGCAAGUGUUGAGUACACAGCUGCUGCUGCUCCAGCCUAAGACUUAGUGGAGGAGUUACUUCCACUUGCGAGGCUACAGGUGAGAAGUGGGAUGGGCCAGCUUUCAGCCCAGCUGAACUGGGAAAGGAUGGGCAGGGCUGAGUAGCCUAGGACAUUCCUAGAAGCUAGAGCUCAUCCUACCUUCCAAAUUUCCCUGACCAGAUGACCCAUUCUGUGCUGUCCUGGAGCCUUCUUUGCCCCUGCUCACCCAGGCCUUUCUAUUAAACACCUCUGCUUCCA